Messenger RNA from Desarmillaria tabescens, 726 nucleotides. RefSeq lists its product as uncharacterized. The transcript is spliced from 6 exons. The record is from RefSeq and is a predicted model, not a curated record. NCBI's taxonomy places the organism in Eukaryota, Fungi, Basidiomycota, Agaricomycetes, Agaricales, Physalacriaceae. Bases 1 to 726 code for a protein of 241 amino acids.
AUGCAUGGAGGCGUAGAGACGAUUGUGAAUGUGCAGUGCGAACCGGAAGUGUUCAUGCGAGGAACGUGGAAGGAUCUGGCAGAUGGGAAAUGCGACGGCAUGAAGUUGUCGAUUUGUUAUCGGUGUAAUCCAGACGCGAAGCAAAUCAUAUACACUUGCCAUGAAAUCUGCCACUAUGCUGUCGCAUUCAUCUUGCGGAGAAUCACGAAGGAAAUUGUGCUCAAAGAUCAUCGGGUCUACCUCCACUGCUUCAUCAACACUACUGCCUUUGACCUCUGUUUACUCGAAUAUUUCCCAAACUUCCACAUCGGUGUGAUGGGCAUCAUCUGCCACGCAGUCAUGCAAGCAGAUGUCGGCCAAGGACAACACAUGGGAUGCAGUGCAGGUGUCGGCGUUGCGAAAGAGGGUAUACGAUAUUUGAGGGCUGUACGAGACAGGUGGAAAGCACAAGCAGUGACCCGAAUUCUGAGAUGGGUACAGCGACUAGUUGUGUUGGUGGAAAACAUCGUGUAUUCUAUCGCACUUAGAGAGGACCUUCCUCACCUUGUCGCGAUGGUCAUAGAUCUUCUCAGCUGGUCGGUACAAGCUCAGUAUCACUAUUUCGUUAUACCAUUCAAUGCAUCUUGUGCCGCCCACCCAUCUUCAGGACUCGGAUCUGCUACGCCCUAUGAUGGCCCACCGCUUCAUAACCUAUCGAGCCUGCAAUUGCUGUUUCAUGCAAACUGA